GGAAGUUAGCAACAAUUUAAUUCUGUGCUAACACUUGGCAACUCAAAAUACAUAUGUAUAUACAUAAAUAAAAACAUAUGCAGUUGCAGUGCAUAUAAGCAACAAAUUCAACGUGCGAGUCGAAAAAAAUAUAACAAAAAAUCGCAGCAAGAAAGAAUCAAGUGAAAAAUGUAGCAACAAGAAAUAUAAUUUGCAUUGGUGCCUGUAUGUGUAUGUGUGUGAAAGAACGCUUUUAGUGAGCAAAAAGCGCCAACUACGAGUAAUCUAAUGCACAGCAACCGAAGCAGAAUUUAAUAAUUUAUAUGUUAGUGUUGCGAGUUGUGAAAUAAAAUUUCUAUGCCAUUUUGCAUAACAAAAACCACAACGCAACCAGCCCCUGGCAAAAUAAAAUAACACGAGUGACAAAAAAAAAAGAAUCACACACAAACACACAUACAGACUUACCAAAGUAUACGCAGUCAGCAGAAGCAGCAGCAAACGGACGCCUACGUCAAUAAGCAAAACGGCGGCCAUGCCAAAUGAUGUUGCAGAUGUUGCGGGCAAUAUCGUUGCACAACAACACCAAUUACAACUACAAUUCUAAUAGCAACAGCAAUAGCAAGGGGCCGACCGACACUAGCCAACAUUAGGAACAAAAGCAACGAGAGCAACAAAUAAGCCACACACAUGUUGCUGCUACAAUUGGAACGACCACAACGAGGAGAGCAACAUCAACUAAGAUGCUCAGCGCUGCCCAUGGAACAGCAGCAGCAACAGCAACACACACUGGAGCAGCAGUUGCCACAAUUGCCGCUGGCGAAACUUAUGUCAUAACAAAUAAACAUCUCCAUCAGCAGCAGCAGCAACAUUUUGUUGUUGCCGCCAACACAAUGGUUAUACCAACAACUGCAGCCGCCGGUAUACCAACAGCAACAACAACAACGACGGCAACAACUACAGCAGCAGCAGCAGCAGCAGCAGUCGAGACACCACAACAGCAGCAACAUCAGCAUCAGCAGCAGCAGCAACAUGUUUUGUUUCAGCCACAAUUACAGUUACAAACAGCAACAACACCUCAGCAGCCAACACAGCCGCGCCAGCAUCCCAAGAAACGAAAAUUUGAUCCAGCUGAGCUGGACAAAGCCGAGCAACAGCAACAGCAACACCAGUCGCAGCAAUUGCAUCAGCAACAGCACACGAUGUACAAGCAACAAAAACCCGCCGAGACGAAUGGCAAUGGCAACGAUGCGCUCUCCAAUGGCAAUAUUGCUGCCGUGCAGCAAAGUGCGUUAGCUUUGCGCAGCAUGAUUGUCAGUCCACCGUCAGCAUUGAAUUGUGCAGGUGCAGGCGCCGGCAACAGCAAUGAAAUCAGGCAGCAACAGCAACAUCUGCAGCAGCAGCAACAGCAGCAACAACGUAUUAUAAUCGCUUCGCCGCUGCAACAUGCGACUAGUACUUACAAGCAACAUGUUGCCAGCAGCAACAAUAGCAACAUCAACAAUCAUGCAGCAAUCAAUCAUUCGCGCACACACACGCCCGUCUACUAUCAACAACACCAGCAGCAACAGCAGCAACCACGUUUUAGCUUUAACUCACACCAUCAGCAACAUGUACAGGAACAACAACAACAGCAACAGACGCAGUUGCAGUUGCACCAACAGCAGCAACAGCAGCCGCAGCAGCAACACGAGCCUGUUGCUCUACUCGAUCUCAGCGAAUGGACCAACACGCGUGUCCUAGCCAAAGUGGGCAAAUGCUAUGCGCCCGGCAAAAUACAGCAAGUGCAAGAGGCAACAAACAUGACCACGCCCACAGCCACGCCCCACUCAAUACUCGUGAAAUUCGAUGCCACCGAAUUUGGUCAGCAACUGUAUCAGGAUGUGCUGCAGCAGGGACGCUACAAUGUGAUACUGGAUGCCAGUCCACCGAUGGCUGAUAUCACGCUGGAGGCUCGCGUCUGUGUGCGUCAAAGUCUGGAAGGACGCACCGUGGACUGUGUAUAUGUGGAGGGCAUCAUUAUGGAGAUCAACCAGGGAACCAAGCAAUAUACCGUGCAAUUAGUCAAUGAUGAAUUGCCCAAUACAAAAGUUGUGCGUCGCGCGGAUUUGCGCCUGCUGCUGCCGCCCUGGUGGGAUGAGCUGAACGAGCUGACGCCCACGGCAACACCGCCGGCAAUAGGCAUCAAACGGAAACCGGAGCCGUCAACCGGUGGCAGCAGCAGUGUGGUAUACCCAAAGGCCUUUGUGGCCACGCGCUACGAUGGCAAGCUGCCAACGAGCGCGCCAACCGGUGGACAGCAGCUCCAAAAACAUGAGUAUUAUCGAGCGGCUGCCACGUCGCCGUUCCAGGGCGGUGCGGUGCCACCGCCGCCGCCGUUGGCCCUUGUGGAGCAGCAGCAGCACCACCACCACCAGCAGGCCAAUGGUCUGCCGGACAUUGUGAUCUCGCCGGGCAGCAAUGGCCAGCAGCAGCACCAUCACCAGCCACUGAAAAUGCACGUGCCAUCGCCAGCGCAACAACAGCAACAACAACAACAACAGCAGCAGCAGCGCGGCUACGACGACUACGACUCCGAUGAUGAGCUAAAGCGCGUCGGCAUCGACUAUUCACCGGCCGCCGGGGAUGUGGAUGCCGAGAAGAUGAGCGCCGGCAGUAAGCGCAGCAGCAUGCAGAGCCGCGGCAGCACAUCCAGCUUACUUGAUCAGAGGCUGACACCACGAUCUCAUCCAGCAACUCCAAGAUCUCAGGCAACGACGCCGCAUCGCUUCAAGAAGGGCGACAUUGUGGAAUCGGAAUCCGGAGUGCGCAAGAAGUACAAUGGCAAGCAAUGGCGACGUCUCUGCAUGCUGUGCAUGAAAGAAUCUCAGCGGCGGGGCUAUUGUUCGAGACAUUUGAAUCAGAAGGGCAACAAUGCGCUGCCCUCUUCAACGGGGCCGGGUCGUUUUCUCAGUGAUAGCCGCUCGAGCAGCAAGACGCAAAACGAUGAGGACAACUCUCGCGAUUCGGAAACGUCGCCCAACCAUCGGGUCACGGGUCGCUAUGAUCAGGAGGAGACCGAUGUGGCCGCCAUGUUAGUGUCACUGAGCAGCUCGCGCUCUGCAACGCCAUCGUAUACAUCACCCGUGAAUCAUCAUCCACUGAAUGCCAUCGCCCACUCCCCGGUCAAUGUGUCCAAUCAUAGGCAAAAUUUCUUUACGCCCAUUGCGAACCAGUCGCAGCAGCAGCAACAACAACAACAGCAACUACUGCAGCAGCAGCAGCAACAUGUGACGACAACACCCAGUCCAGUGUUGUACAAUACGAACAACAACAACAGCAACAAUGGCUGGGAGAGCAGUCAAGCUGUGCAGCAGCAGCAGCAGCAACAACAACCUCCACCACCGCCACAAACGGCGGCCGUUUCGCUGGUGAUGCAUGCACCGCCUACACAGCAGCAGCAGCAGCAACAACAACAACAACAACAGCCACCUGCCGCUCAUCUCAAUGCCCUGCCGGCUCCACCAGCUCCGCCCAGCAGCAGCACCGUCGGCCAUGCGACCAGCGUCAUACGCAUCUCCAGCAGCCAACAGCAGCAGCAGCAGCAGCAACAACAACAACAGCAGCAACUGCAACAGUCGGCACCAAAUCAACAGCAGCAGCAGCAGCAGCAGCAUGUUGUUGUAUCCACGGCCGGGCAUCAGACCUUUCAUCCUGUCAUCGUGAAUGCGGCCCAACAGACGCAGAUUCAUUCGCAGAAUUCAUUGCCUGCUUCCGUUGAGCAGCAGCAGCAGCAGCAGCAACCCCCGCCGCCGCCGCCGCCCACAUCGGUUACGUUUCAUUCACAUCCGCCAACCACGCCUACAUCCGUAACAGUGGCUGUGCCCACGGACAAUGCAUUGCCAAAAAACGGCUACAAUGCGGCUAGCUAUCCGUGGCAAAAGCUACUGCCGCAAAUGCCAGCCAUGACCAAAGCACCUCCAGCGACAGCGGUGACAACAACAACCACUAACAGCAACUACAGCGUGGCCAUGUUGCACCACCAGCAGCAACAUCAGCAGCACACACAGCAGCAACAGUUGUCGUCGCAGCAAACUCCCUCAAUGCCGUCGAUAACAGCAGCAGCAGCAGCAGCAGCACAGCAACAGCAACCGCCGCUCAAUCACAACAACAAUCACUUGAUUGUGCCCGCGCCGAUGGCAUCGCCCGGCAAGCCGCUUAACUGUUCCAUGAACGAUGCAAAGGCAGCUGCAGCAGCAGCAGCGGCGGCGGCGGCGGCAGCAGCAGCAUCUACGACCAGUGUGCCGGAUGAAGCUGAUGAGCCCGAUGAACAGCUGGACGAUGAUGUGUUUGAGUCCACGACCUGCGCGCCAGCCAUAUCGAAUGGCAAAAAGGCACCGACGGCAGCCAUGCGACUGCCCACCUACAACAGCAACAUACGCAAACUGGACGACUGCCAUGAUGCCAGCGAAGGGGCAGCCGGUGCCCCAACGACCUCGGCGGCCAAGCGGCGCAGUCAGUCGCUUAGUGCGCUGCAGCAGCAGCAGCAACAGCAGCAACAACAACAACAGCAACAGUCUGCGGCGGCCGCAGGCAAGAAGAUACGUCGACCGAUGAACGCCUUUAUGAUAUUCUCGAAGAAGCAUCGCAAGAUGGUGCACAAGAAGCAUCCCAAUCAGGACAAUCGCACGGUUAGCAAAAUCUUGGGCGAAUGGUGGUAUGCGUUGAAGCCGGACCAGAAGGCCCAGUAUCAUGAGCUGGCCAAGUCAGUGAAGGAUGCGCAUUUUCAGUUGCAUCCGGACUGGAAAUGGUGCUCCAAGGAUCGCCGCAAAUCCUCGACAUCGGGCAAGGGUGGCGCUUCCUCGUCCGGCAAUGCCACAAACGAAGACAAACAGCGUCUGGUUUCUGUGGAUGGCUCCGAUUCGUUGGAGGAUGACUUGUGCCCCUCCACACCCGGCGGCAGCGGCAGCGGCGGUGCCCAAGCCGUCGAGCUACAGGGCGAUAUCAUCCCACUGACCAUUGACACCUACAACAUUGCAUGCGAAGAGACGCCCACAACCAUUGCAGGCCAGUCGCAAGGUAACUGCAAGACCAAGCAGCUCAAGAACGAACUGCAGUCCGAUGAGGAUGAGCAAAUGCUUGUCGUCGAGGAUGAGCAGCAGCCCACGAAACUGGAUCUGCAAUGCCGCGAACGCGUUAACGACUUGGACAUGGAUGAAGCGCCCUACGACUAUCGCAAGCAGCAGCAGCAACAGAUCCAGACGGAUGCGGAACAGCGCACCCAGGAAGAUCAUGCGAGUCUCUGCAAUGGCCAGACUAUGUCCGCUCCGGCAUCCAGCGCAGAGCGCGAGAUAACUUUGAAGCCAAAGGCCAUUAAGGCCCAUCCGGGUCUGGAGAGCACCAUGCUGCCGUAUCCGCAGAUGCCCAUGUUCACGCACUACACUAGUCCCAAGAAUCCAAUCGGUGUAACACCAUUCCAACCCACAGGCGGCGCCUUCAAAUCGAUGCCCAUCAGUCCAAAGGGCAGCAGCUCUUCCGGUUCCAAAUCGGAUGAGCAACAGCUGCCUCCACACAUCAAGCAGGAAGACAUCAAACAGGAGCCGCCAUCGCCCUACAAACUGAAUGGUGGCAAUGCUGGAGCGACUUCGGGGGGCGUGAUUAGCGCACCAACGCCCAGCAGCGCUGUCGGCGCCAUCUUUAAUUUCAAUGUGCCAAUUGCGCCGGCUCUCAGUCAAAAGCAAUAUCACUAUCCCAUGCCGCAUACGCUCUGCAGUCCGACCGAUGUCAGAGCCCAUCAGGCCUGUGUGCCCAACUCCCCGGCAACCGUUAGCUUGGGGCAUGCGGCUAGCAUUGCCACACCGCCCGCCUCGGCGCCAGCACAGAUUCUUGGCACGGCGGGUCCAGCGCCAGCUCAGAAAAUGUUCUUUGCCAUGGGUCAUCCGUACCCAUUGCUGCCGCCGCCUCAUCAACAGAACGCGCCUGGCUUGGAGCACCUGCAGCUGGACGCAUUUGGAUCCGGCUACCUUUUCAAGAAGCACAAUGGUGGUCUGGGCGUGCAGGGUGCGCCACCGCCCCCACUGCCGCAGGUUGUUGCGCAGACAGCAAUGCGCCUGCAUGGCUAUGCGCCCAGCAGCCAUGGCCAGGAUCAGCCGCCGGCUAGUUCGCCGUCGUUCAAGUCGAUGCCAUCCACUCCCAAAUCGGCCUCGUAUCAUCUGAGUGCAUCGUCCGAGUUGACGAGCGGCAAACGCAGCUGCGAUGCUGCUGCUGAAGAUGCCGACGUGGAUGUUGAUGUGGACACUGAUGGUCAGCAGUUUGUAUUGGCGCCAACUCCAGCGCAACUGGGACGUGCUCCGCUGCAGCGGCGCAAGAAUUUAUCUCAGAGCAAAUCGGACAACAACAGCACAGGCGGCGGCUAUGGGGUCAGCAAUGGGCAGCAUAUUGGACGCCAGCUGCACUCGCCAACACUGAUGGAGGUGGCCGCCUCCUCGCCCAUCAUUGGCCAUGUGAACAGCAGCAGCCUCAGCUCGGCUCUGCCCACGCCCACCUCAUCGACCACAACGCCCAACAGUGAUGAGCAGCAGCCACUAACGCCCACGGCCGUUGGCAACAAUUCGGCGGUCAAGUCGCCAAUAAGGGGCGUGCCCGCCUCUGCCCCUGCAGUGGUGUCGCACAAGAAGAAGAGCGAUGAAGUAAACAAUGUGCUCAAGCAAGUGGACUUUGAGAAGAAGUACAAGGCGCUGCCACAGUUUAAGCCAGAGGAUUGCCAGUCGCCCAGCGCCAUUGCUGUGCCGUCGCCGCCGCGCGUCUAUGGCACCAAUUAUCGCAAAAAGAAUGCAGUGCAGCCGCCGGUCCAGAAACUAAUGAGCGAGGAUGAUUCGAUUGAGGAGCCUGCCUCGGCGCCGCCAACUACCACGCAGCGUUUCUUUGGCGCCGAUUUUAACAAUGAUCUGAGAGGUAAACCAACUAGUCCAAGUAGUAUUUGCCAAAAUGCACCUGGAACUAAUCUCCAAUUUGCUGCAGAACUUGAGACCGGCGAUCAAACAGGCCGUUCGCCACGCACGCCCAAAACGCCGUUGCAGAGCGCUCGAUCCGAUGCCAGCGAAAAGGGACACCGCAAGGUCCUGGAAGCGCGUCGCAAUUUAGUCAUGCAGCUGUUCAAUGAGCACGGCGUAUUCCCAUCCUCUCAGGCCACUAUUGCCUUUCAGACCAAGCACAUCGAUCUCUUUCCACGCAAACAAGAUCUGCAGCUGAAGAUACGCGAGGUGCGCCAAAAGGCCAUGGGUGCUCUGCCUUGCACACCCCACUCGGCUGGUCCCAACACGCUCUCCGACUCCAACUCCUCGUCGGCCACGCUGAGCGCUAGUCUAAAUGCCCAAAACAAUGCUGUAGCAGCGUCAGAUGUUUUUCCGUAUUACUAUACGACAGGUAUGCACCAGCAACAUCAACAGCAGCAACAACAACUUGCGGAGCAACAACAACAGCAGGUGAAUCAUCUAAACAAACUAACCGAAAAUGAGAACAAGUACAAGUAGGAAGGAGGUUCAAGUGAGGUCGCUGGUUCAAAGAAGGAAAACACAAUAAGGACACGCAUGAACUGGAAACAAUACGAGUGACAAAUUACUUAAAAUAAGUAAACAAACGGAUAACAGAAAUAAUUGCAGCAGCACAUAGAUACUGAGCAUGUACGAUAUGCAUGCGGAUAAAAUUUAUAUUGAAACAAGAAGGAAAAAAUCAAAGAGAUGCAGAAACAAAAACAAAAUUAUAAGAAAAGAUAAAUUUUUUAAUUGCAAUAGGCCUAUACUACUACAAAUGUAACAGAGACAGCGAGACAGUAGAAAACGAUAGAGGGACAGUAGGAAUGAGUUUAUUAAGCAGCUUAAUAAAUCGAGAAAUGAAGAAGUUUACCAGUUGGAAGAUAGAACUUUUUGAAGCAUAUAUGAAGUACAUACGUUAUGGCAACAUUAUUGUAUAAUGGCUUAGUUAAUAAUUUACAGGCAAGCAACAACUACAACAAACAACAACAAUAAGCAAGCAAACACAAUGAAUACCCCAUAAAAGAAAUAAUAAUUUAAGAUCUAAACUUAACCCAAAUUGCACAUUAAUUUUGAAGUGUAUUUAGCACAAGUAAAAAGCAAAGAAUUUAAAAAAAAAAAAAAAAACAAAAGAAAAAAAAACAGAAACAAAAGAAAAUGAACACAAGUCGAAUAACACGAUAACACACACACACACACUCAAUUUGUAGGCUGAAUGGAGAAAUUGUAGUUGUAUUGUACCAUACAUAUAUAUAUAUAUAUAUACAACUAUAUAUAUAUAUAUACAACUAAUUAUAUAACUAAUUAGUCUUAACGGUUUUCGAAAGAAAUUUUAAAUUGUCUGCUUUUUUGUCUUCUUUUUUUUUGGCACAUUGAAAAUGAAAACAUUUUUUAAAUUGUAUGUACAUUAUUCCACUAUUAUUCUGGCCCUUAAUUUUUAUGCUGUUGUAUAUUUUAAUUUGAAUAAGCAAUUUUUAAUUUAAUAAUUAAUUAGUUUAGUUUAGAUCGUUGUUUCUUUAUGCUUUAGCAACCUUUAACUUUAAUCCUGUAUACAGCAAAUAAAUAUUGAAGAACAACCACAACAACAACAACAACAUAAACAAUAACAAAAGUGAAAAGAAUUGCAAUUGCGAAACAGCAUGAAAAAAUUUAUAAACAGAAAACUGUCUUCCACUGUUGCUGCAAUAUAUGAAUUAUAAAUGUUUUAAUUGUUUUUAUUAUUAUGAUUAUGAUUAUUAUUUGUAUUACGAAUAAUUACAAGCAUAACUUAGUUCUCUAUGUAGUUUCGCUUAUUUAAAUUUUAUUUUAUAAAUAGAGUGUGUGACUGCGAUUAAUUUUAAAUAUUUUUCUGGCUUUCAUCAAUCAUAAUGAUAAUAUUUCUAGUUUGUAAAAGUAGUUCUUAAACAAGCUUUAAACAAAUUUCAAUUCAAAUGCCCCAAUUUUUCGAGAAGUCCAAAUGCCAGAAACUUCUGUAUUAUCACGUGUGUGUUUUAAACUUAAAGUGCUGUUGUGUCUGUUGUUUACUGUCACAAUUCAUUUCUUUUUGAUACAUUAUUUGCUUAGUUUCUUUUUGUAUUUUAGUUCAGCUGGCCAUUGCUACAGUGCGUGCAAAAGAUAUACUUACGCAUAAUAGCUAACAAUGCAUAAAACAAAACUUUCAAAUCAAAUUAUGUUGCAAAUUAAAAUAGUUGAAAAUGAAAGCCGUCUUCAUUUUUUGCCCUUAUUUGUUUUUAAAUGACAGUCAAUUCACACACACACACGUACACGCACACUUUUUAUUUGUGUAAUAGUUAGUUAUUAAACAAAUUUAAUUACAACUUUUUAAAGCCGCACUUACUUAUAAUUUACAAACUAGUUUCGUUUAGCUAUUAUGUUUUUUAAUGAAUAUAGUUGAAAACAAAAUUUUAUAUAAUAAAAAGA
This is a messenger RNA of Drosophila novamexicana, 9407 nucleotides long. It is a transcript of the gene cic, whose product is annotated as putative transcription factor capicua. Lineage: Eukaryota; Metazoa; Arthropoda; Insecta; Diptera; Drosophilidae. Gene Ontology annotation, cellular component: nucleus. Gene Ontology annotation, molecular function: RNA polymerase II transcription regulatory region sequence-specific DNA binding; DNA-binding transcription factor activity, RNA polymerase II-specific. Gene Ontology annotation, biological process: regulation of transcription by RNA polymerase II. The record is from RefSeq and is a predicted model, not a curated record. The transcript is spliced from 18 exons. Bases 720 to 7487 code for a protein of 2255 amino acids.